Bursaphelenchus xylophilus (pine wood nematode) is the source of this 1293-nucleotide messenger RNA. The record is from the annotation of a GenBank genome assembly. Lineage: Eukaryota; Metazoa; Nematoda; Chromadorea; Rhabditida; Aphelenchoididae.
AUGUCUCGUUUACUGGUCUUCGUAUGUUUCUGUCUGAUCAUCUCUCCAAAUGAAGCGUUUCUGAAGGGUGUCAGUCAAUGUAGCGAACGUCAGUUGAUAGUGAGUACAUCUAUUCAGUCCGGAAUGACUUUGCUUAGUCCAUAAAGCAGUGCUUCUUCAAGUACAUGGAAGAAGUCUACGAAGAUAUCAAUGACGUCCUGCUGCCCACUGCUUUAAAAGAGUUAUUAUACCGUAUGACAAAGGAGAAUUCCGAGUGCAGGUAUGUUAGGAUCGAAUUGCUCAUUCCAAAUUUUAUACAUUACACUUGCUACAUAAUGGGAAUAUUUAUCUUUUACCCCAAUCAGCACAUAUUACAUUACACCAAUCAUUGUGAAGUUGAGUGAGGUCUUUGGGGAACAUAGAGGACUGGGGCUGUCGCAGAUGAGUGACGUUUCUUUCAACCGAAGAAACGUCACAAACUGGCCAAUUUCUGUGAUAUUGAGGUAUCAUCAUGCCUAAAAACAUUUCGCGCAAAACGAGAAAAACAUCGGGGGAAGAUCAGGAAAUACGGAGAUGAUCGCAUUGUGCAGGUUUUGGGGGUUUUUACGGUGCAAUAAAUCAAAAGAGCCUAUGUUGAUAUGUAUAAUAGGAGUUGGCCUGUUGCCGAUGACUGAAUGGCCAAAUUCGGUUUAUUAGUGGAAAAUGCCAGAAGACCGUUUGAGAGAGGUACAGGAAUUUUGAGAUAUCGUUUGCCCUUAGCAAGCCUUAGUGGUUCCAUUCCAGACAUGAUAAUAAAUAUAAUUCAGGAAAUUCUGGAAUUUGGCGAUGUGUUUCAAAUUCCUAGAUCCUUGUUAUGAUAACAUCUGGGACAGUCUCCAGCGUACUAAACUCAAUGCGGCUUUUUCCUAUAAGUACAGCAUGUGCAGUGGAAUGGAUUCUAAAAGUAAACCCUACUGAUUCUGCUUACUCCUGUUUUUAGAAGCCCUUUUUGCUGUGAAAUGCUUGGAUAAUUACGAACGGGAUCAUGUUUGCGAAAAAAAUAUGCAAAUGUCGAAAGAUAUGGAAGUUUGUACCUCGUAAGUGCUUCGGUUAAAAUUGUUUUACGGACCUUGCUUUAGGCAAGGCCAUAAAAUCUUCAAAUGUUUGAAUUCAAAGACCACCCGCCAACUGUGUGGAGAGCUGGAUGAAUCAGAGCACACGGUCGUUUGUCAACUGUAUACAUUCAGAAGAGUGAUUCCAUGUCUCCAGAACAAUUGUGCCCUCAGAUAUCUGGAGGACAAUUAUGAAGAUUCAGAAGAAAAGGAAGAAUUGUAG